CUUUAUUAAUUCUUACAUCCAAUCUAAGUAUGUCUUUCCACGACAGUAUACAACUUCUUUAUUCGUACUCACUAAAAACGUAAUUUUUUUUCCAUCUCUUCCACGAGCAUUACUCCUAAUACCAAGCAAUAGUUGUGAUUAUAGGCAAUUCACUAGUCCGCCUGCUCAGUCUUCCUCGGCUGAUUUAUGUAUCCUUGCAUGUGUUCCCUGAUUCCUCUUUGUGUCCUCUAUUACUUGUCUGCAUAGUAGUUUCUCCUUCCGUCUUCCAUUCGCUGCCCAUGUAUCCUACUUCGUGCACGUGAUCAUGCGCUGUAUAAAUCAUACGUUUCGGUUUAUCGUUUUUAUCACGAACUUUCCAUGGUUUUUAUUCCCUAUAACCAUUGCUAUAACAACGCGCACAGACGCCACAGUUAAGCCUCGCGAGAUAAGACGAUGUUUCACUCAGCCAAUUACAUUUUGCGUUUCAAAUCGCCUCUGGGACGUUUUGAUUAUACUUAAUUUUAUCUUUCAGCCACUAAUCGAAGUUGGAAACUAUGGACGCUACGCCAAUCCGACGAGGGACCCCGAAGCCACUUGAGCAGCAACACUCAGACAAGUGAGGAUGAGAAUGGGCAUAAGUGUUCUACUUGAAUCAUCAGUUGAUAUUUAUAAAUAUCAAUAGAAAUACCAUUCAGAUCCAAUUAGUCUUGAACAUUAAUUAUUUAAGAAAACAACCAUGACUACUGACCAUGGAAAUACAGAGGAGGCUCACCAGACUAUAAUUCUUGCACGCAUUGCUGCUUCUUAUUUUGAGAAGUUUGACCGCUAUGACCUCCAGGAAUUGCUUGCAUAUUCUUCUACAAAUUGGAUGCUUAGCAGUGAAGACUUCCGAUUACCAACUGACCAACCUGUUGGGCUAAUAAGUUCUUUAACCCUAAGCCAGUCCAACUGUGCUGUGCUAUUACUGCCGAAAGAUCCAGACAUUCCCCCUCUCGAUUAUCGCGAGCUGCAUCAUAUUGUGCGAGAACUGACAUAUGGUAUUUACAUACUAAAUCAGACACCCAUCAUCUCCAUGGAGGCCAACAAUGACCAGAGUACUUCAUGCCAAUUGCCUCCAGCCUAUCAAGACACCAGCAUUGGUCAGAUUCUUGCAAAUGUUGAUUACAUGAUGAAAUGUCUUUGGCAUGGAGCCUUUAUGCCUAAAGACAAACGAGUUAAGUUUUCUGAGCGGUGGCGAUCUAACUUAGAUGUCAAUCACAGUGGAAAGCCAGAAACCAAGAAGCUACUUUUGACUGAAUUUACAAGUGCAGGACUGUAUGAUAUUACCAAGGAUCCAGACUUUACUGACAUCUACAGUAAAUUACCACCCGAACAACCCCGAGAUACCGAGGUGAUCGAAGAAAGAAAAUUCUUCAUGCAGCAUGUGGAAGAUCUCAGAAUGCACAUGAUCUUUUUUCAAAGGAGCGUCAAAUACUAUAAAGACAUGUUUAUGAUUGAUGCUGAUUUCACUGUGGACAGUGCAGUGAAGUUGUUGGAUGACCAAAUAGAUCGCCUUGGCUAUGAGCGUUUGAAAACAAGACUUCAGAUGCAUGAAGAAGUCAUUCAAGAAAACCUGCCUAAAAAAUUAGAGAUAAGGCGUCAACUGGCUCUUCUAAAGUUCAUCAGCUACAUGAUUCCCUUUCUCGUGGGAAUGAGAAAACGCAUGAAGAUUCCUGAUAUUUCUCGUCUUCUUCCACCCAUUCCAGGUGAUGAUUUCCGAACUGAAAGAGAAUUUCCACCUUUGAUAUUAGGCUCUGAUUUCAAAUGCAAAAAUUUCUUCUUUGGAGACCAGUACUUUCAUCUUCAUGGGGGCAUCAGCUUUGACCUUGAAACUGACCCCCUUCAAGAAGUAACAGAAGGGUUAAACUUAGAUGACAUAAACAACCAGAUCUGCACAGAGUCUGCUGUCUAUCUCAAUAAACUUCUUGACCAUGAAUUGAUCAUGCAAGAUGGAUGCAAAAUUCCGACCUAUGAUAUCAAUGGAAAGUGGUAUAUGGCAGUGUUAAUAAACUUUGAGCAGUAUUAUGGUAGUACCCCUCAGAGACCACUGUGGGUGCGAGCAUUCCAUGAAGAGAUAGCCAAGUUGAAGCCAAAAAAGCUGCCAAUCUCAGAUGAUCAUAUUAUGGAGCAGCUUAAGAAGCACUUUGGUCACAAGAAAGCCCUGAAGUACAAGGCACCAGUUUAUGGGCUCAAGGCAACAGCACAGCACGGAAUGGUUGCUAUAUUUCAGGCCCAGAACCGCAAGAUGCAAGGAUCUCGCCUUGGGAAGCAAGAUGACAGGGGCCUGUCAUACAUUCAUCAUGCAGCCAUCAACAACCAGUCCCAUAUCAUAAGUCUCUUGCUGGUGCUGUCCAUGGAUGUAAAUGCACGCCGCAAUAACAUUCUUUCAACAGUGAAUCUUCGGAUUGGUCCCACUUCACUGCACAUGGCUGUUCGCUGUGGAUCACUUGAUGCAGCAGCAUGCUUGCUGGCUAAUUACGCCAACGUCUUGGCCACAGACCAGGAUGGCUGGGCCCCUAUCCACCAUGCUGCAUUCUUUGACCAUCAGAUAAUCAUCAACCUCAUGAUUCGCAAAAACUGUGGCCUUCUGGAACUUACUACUAAGAACGAACUGAAGUCAACGCCACUUCUUCUGGCUGCAAGUUCUGGAGCACUGAAAGCCUUGAAGUGCCUAACAUCCCUGGGCGCAGAUAUCAGGCGCCAGGAUGGCCAAGGCAACAAUAUUGUUGAGCUUGCCUCCAUGAGGUUCCAUACUAACAUCCUGGAGUUCCUCAUUGAAUGGAAUCACCCUCAUGUGCCUGUAUGGAGGAUUCUUGUGGACAUGAUGAAGGAUUCUAACAUGAAGAAAAAGGACUGUGCUAUUAAAUGUCUUGAGGUGCUUUCCACAACCAGGCCUGAUUACUGGCAAUUUAUUCUAGAGGCAGGUGGUGUGCCGGCACUAGUGGAGAUGAUGACAAUGGAUAUUGAAGAGAUGCAGUCUGUAUCUGCUUCAGUCAUCUGCAACAUUUCAGAAAAUAAUGAUGUCCGCCUGGCAUUGACUGAUGCAAAUGCCAGCCCCAUUCUCAUUAAACUAUUGUCUUCAGAGGUGGAUGACACACAGUCACGAGCUGCAAUCAUCUUGUCUGACAUGGCCUGUGUUGAAGGAAACCAGGAGAUAAUAGCCAGCAAUGGGGGAAUCAAACCUCUGGUUGAUCUCCUGGAUUCUGAACUUGAGGAUGUCCUGGUGAACACAGUCAAUGCCAUACGUGUGCUGUGUAUCAACAAUCCUGCCAACCAGAGUGAAGUGGGUGCCUCUGGGGCGCUGCAACCUCUUGUGGAAUUUCUUACAAUUACUUCAGAAGAUUUGCAAGCUGGCACAGCUGCUGCCAUUGCUGCUGUCUGUUCUGGGCACAGGGAAAAUCAAGAUGCUGUUAUGACUGAGGGGGCUGCCAAGCCCUUAGUGGAUCUGAUUCGUAGCAGUCGCAGCAUGACAGUACAGCUCAAGGCAGCUAAUGCUCUAGAGGCCCUUGCCUCAAACAACCCCAACAGCCAGGGCAUCUUUCUGGAGCUCGAUGCUCCUAAGGCUCUUAUACGACUCUUGAAAAAUAUCUACACUGAAGUCCGUGAGCAAGGUGCCUGUGCUCUGUGGGCACUAGCUGGACACACUAAGACACAACAGAAAUACAUUGCUCAGCGGAUCACCAUUCCUCACAUUAUACAGAUGCUACUUGAACCCACGGAGAAGUUGCUUUAUGUUGGCUGUAUGACUGCCAUUGCUCUUGGUUGUGAGAAUAUGGAGAAUCAGAACAAACUGGCUGAGGCCGAAGCCUUCCAGCAGUUGGUGCGUUUAAUACGCUCACCCAAAACCUCCAGAAGUGUGCUUCUCAUGGUCAUAAAAGUCCUGGGCAUUCUCUGUGUUGGUGUGGCAUACCGCAACAACAAGAUAACGCAGUGGCGGAUAGCAGAGGAGGGAGGUAUCCCAAUCCUGGUGCAGAUCCUGCUGAACCCUCCUUCAGAAGAUGUGCAGGUGGAGGUGGCCAUCUCUUUGGCUUGCAUUGUUCUUGGCAGUGAGAACCAGGAAAGGCUUCUGCAAGUGCCAGGUUUUAACUUUGACAUCCUCCUGAACUUGCUCAAGUCCCAAAACAAGGACAUUCAGCUGCAAGCAGGCAUGGCACUGACCAUCUUUGCUUUCAACAACACACCAAAACAGUUUGCCAUCAGAGAAGCUGGGGGAAUUAAAUUCUCUGUAUUUGAGCCCUUCAUAAACUCAAAUAAUGAAUUUCAUCAGUGCUACUCUGCUUUCCAGGUGGUAGUUCUAGCACGAGUCAUCGUGGACCAGGAUCAGGUCUUGCUGACUGCACGUGGCAUCACCAUUUUGGUGAAGAAGCUGCUUUCAACAGAUGACAAAGUGCUGGUAUUAGCAUGCAGUCUUCUCUCUAGUCUUGCUCACACCAGGGCAGGCAUUCCUGAUGCAAUGAUUACUUCAGGUGCAAUAGAAUUUCUUGUAGAACACCUAGACUCCCUAAACGAUCAGGUGCGCAAUGCAGCAGCCGUUACCCUUGGUUAUCUGACUUUCAACAAGACUGCUGCACGGAUCCUGUUUUCCACCUGUCGCAACAUGCCAGGGCUCUAUAGCAAGCUGAUUGAUAAUAUUGGGGUAGAUCCUCACAUCAGCCCAGCCUUUGUCAAUGACUUUACACAGGCCAAGCUUAUAGGACUGCCAUGUCAAUGUCUGGAAUAAAUGGAGGACAUCCUAUUCAGACACCACAUAGCAGGUCAGCACGGUCAACACAGGAAGGUCAGAACCAAAGGGCUGUUUCUGCACCCUCCAAAAGGUCAAUCAUACCCAGCAUCGUUGUUCAUAAAGUGAAAGCUGUUGACACAAUAGGCAUUAGGCAGCCUGGUGGUGGUAGACGCCCACAGACAACCUCCAAUGCUCAACCAAGGAAGUUAAGACUGCACCUAGACAAAUGACUUGUCUAGUAUUGCAAGUUGUCUACACUAAACAGCUAUAUUUUGUGUGAUAUUAUUUCUGAGAACUUGCAUAUUCUUAUUGCUGUUGUGCUCAAACUGCUAUUUGAGGCAAAAGGACAUUUUAGGGUGUUAUAUGUUGUUCAUGGGCUUUUCAUUCAAAUGCAGUAUUUUUGUGAUGAGAAAUCUUUAAUAAAAUAGAAUUCUUAUACCAGAAAA
This is a messenger RNA of Pomacea canaliculata, 5187 nucleotides long. RefSeq names its product ankyrin and armadillo repeat-containing protein-like. Gene Ontology annotation, molecular function: protein binding. Lineage: Eukaryota; Metazoa; Mollusca; Gastropoda; Architaenioglossa; Ampullariidae. The record is from RefSeq and is a predicted model, not a curated record.